Molecule: messenger RNA, 336 nt
Organism: Funneliformis caledonium
Lineage: Eukaryota; Fungi; Glomeromycota; Glomeromycetes; Glomerales; Glomeraceae
Source: the annotation of a GenBank genome assembly
AUGAUCGCAACUCAUCGUUCUCUUCAUUAUUCUCUUCGUCAUUCCCUUCAUUAUUCUCUUCUUCCUCCAAUCGAUACUUCUACCUCAAAAACUCAAACAGCCUCUCGAGUAUCUUCUCGAAUGCCUUCUCCAGUGCCUCGCAGAAAAUCAGUUGAUUCUACUCCCGAUACCGAUCAAAUGUUCAUUCAUGAUGACGAAACUGAGUAUCAUUGUGUGCAAGAUGAUGAUAAUCAUGGUUCUUCACCAAUCGACACGGAAUUUUCUUCAUCACAAUCAUCCCAAAAACUAAUAAAAUCACAAGAAGAUAAUAAUCCUUUCUUAGAUAAAAUUACAUAG